AUGGACUUACUCAACACAGAGAUAUCCGCAGAGGAAGUGGAUAUCACAAUCAAAUCAUUGAGGAAUGCCUCAGCUCCGGGUCCGGAUGGACUGCCAGCUUUAUACUAUAAGAAAUUUAAUGGUACGCUGACCCCGGCCCUGACGGUAUUGUUCAAUGCGAUUCUAGCGGGUACUCCCUUCAAUAGCUCCACUACUAGAGCGGAAAUAGUCAUCAUACCUAAACCCGGACGUGAUCCCACAGACUGUAGCAGCUAUCGCCCAAUAUCCCUGCUAAAUUCUGACCUGAAAUUAUUUGCGAAAAUACUUGCUAACCGGCUUGCGGGGAUGUUCGCUUCCCUGGUUCACCCGGACCAGGUCGGUUUCAUCCCCGGCAGACAGGCCUUUGACAACAUUAGAAGGGCGAUCGAUACCUUGCACUUCGCUGACUCCUCUGGGAUCCCCUCCCUGGUGAUGGGGUUGGACGCUGAAAAAGCGUUCAACCGCGUAUCAUGGAUAUACAUGGAUUGCACCCUUCAACGCUUUGGUCUUUCGGGCUGUUUCCUCAAGGGCAUUGAAUCUCUCUACGCCUCCCCGUCAGCUUGUGUCCUAGUGAACGAACGUCUGUCUAAUAUUAAAACAGAAGAUAUAGAGGGAGAAGAAGAGACGUAUGUGACUGAUAUAAAGGCAGAAGAUACAGAGGGAGGAGAAGGGACGUAUAUGACUGAUAUAAAGGCAGAAGAUAUAGAGGGAGAAGAAGAGACGUAUGUUACUGAUAUAAAGGCAGAAGAUACAGAGGGAGAAGAAGAGACGUAUGUGACUGAUAUAAAGGCAGAAGAUACAGAGGGAGAAGAAGAGACGUAUAUGACUGAUAUAAAGGCAGAAGAUAUAGAGGAAGAAGAAGAGACGUAUGUGACUGAUAUAAAGGGAGAAGAUACAGAGGGAGAAGAAGAGACGUAUGUGAGGGGUGAUCAGCAGUGUAAGGAGGAGGAGAUCCCUACAGAUAUCAGCACAGAUGGACACACAAGCAGAAAUAUCUCAGAAGGACAUCUAAUGUUAUCCCCGGAUUGUGAAACAAAUGAUGACAGUAGACAGGAUUCUCCAGGAGCUAACCCCAUUACCCCAAUUAUACAUCCAGCUCUAUCUGCUGAUCCCUCUGAUACUGGGAAAUGUUCUCCUGAUCACUCUGAUAUUGGUGCAUCUGUUACAGCUCUGACAGUAGAUACAGUGUUUCCCUGUUCUAUAGAUGCCAAAUGUUUUACACAGAACACAAAGCGUAUUAACCCACACACAGGUAAGGAAGGUGAGAGGCCACUGAUAUGUUCAGAGUGUGGGAAAUCUUUUGCACAUAAAUCAGAUCUUGUUAUACAUCAGAGAAGUCACACAGGUGAGAAGCCAUUUCCAUGUUCUGAGUGUGGGAAAUGUUUUGCACGGAAAUCGCAUCUUGUUAUACAUCAGAGAAGUCACACAGGUGAGAGGCCGUUUUCUUGCUCUGAGUGUGGGAAAUGUUUUUCCCAGAAAUCACAUCUUGUUCUACAUCAGAGAAGUCACACAGGUGAGAGGCCGUUUUCUUGCUCUGAGUGUGGGAUAUGUUUUUUCCAGAAAUCACAUCUUGUUCUACAUCAGAGAAGUCACACAGGUGAGAAGCCAUUUUCUUGCUCUGAGUGCGGGAAAUGUUUUUCCCAGAAAUCACCACUUGUUACACAUCAGCGAAGUCACACAGGUGAGAAGCCAUUUUCUUGCUCUGAGUGUGGGAAAUGUGUUAGAUGGAAAUCACAACUUGUUACUCAUUACAGAAGUCACAUAGGUGAGAAUAUAUUUCCAUGUUCUGAGUGUGGGAAAUGUUUUUCCCAGAAAUCACAUCUUGUUCUACAUCAGAGAAGUCACACAGGUGAGAGGCCGUUUUCUUGCUCUGAGUGUGGGAAAUGUUUUUCCCAGAAAUCACAUCUUGUUCUACAUCAGAGAAGUCACACAGGUGAGAAGCCAUUUUCUUGCUCUGAGUGUGGGAAAUGUGUUAGAUGGAAAUCACAACUUGUUACUCAUUACAGAAGUCACACAGGUGAGAAUAUAUUUCCAUGUUCUGAGUGUGGGAAAUGUUCUGCACACAAAUCAGAUCUUAGAAACCAUGAGAGAAGUCACACAGGUGAGAAGCCAUUUCUCUAACGUCCUAAGUGGAUGCUGGGGACUCCGUAAGGACCAUGGGGAAUAGGCGGGCUCCGCAGGAGAUA
Messenger RNA from Pseudophryne corroboree (corroboree frog), 2204 nucleotides. Its product is annotated as oocyte zinc finger protein XlCOF22-like. Bases 1 to 2139 code for a protein of 712 amino acids. The record is from RefSeq and is a predicted model, not a curated record. Gene Ontology annotation, biological process: regulation of transcription by RNA polymerase II. The transcript is spliced from 3 exons. Lineage: Eukaryota; Metazoa; Chordata; Amphibia; Anura; Myobatrachidae. Gene Ontology annotation, molecular function: DNA-binding transcription factor activity; RNA polymerase II cis-regulatory region sequence-specific DNA binding.